Vitis vinifera (wine grape) is the source of this 1173-nucleotide messenger RNA. RefSeq lists its product as uncharacterized. Gene Ontology annotation, molecular function: phosphoric diester hydrolase activity. The transcript has a single exon. NCBI's taxonomy places the organism in Eukaryota, Viridiplantae, Streptophyta, Magnoliopsida, Vitales, Vitaceae. Bases 1 to 957 code for a protein of 318 amino acids. The record is from RefSeq and is a predicted model, not a curated record. Gene Ontology annotation, biological process: lipid metabolic process.
AUGGGUUCUCAGGCUUCUAAGCAGUUGGCACGACGGAAGGCACUCUCCACUCAGAAGAAAACUCUCUGUGAGCUCAAUCAAACCUGUGGUGAUGUGUUCCCAGGUUCAGACUACCAUCCUCCUGAUCGGAAGAAUUGGAUGUCUGGCCUUGGCCCUGAGAAAGUUCACAUAAACAAGAUUGUAUGGCCAGGGACCCAUGAUUCUGCAACCAACAAGAUUGGAAUCCCACUCGUCAGCCGGCCCUUUGCUCAAUGCCAAUCCUUGUCCAUCUAUCACCAGCUUGUAAGAGGCACCAGAGUUCUUGACAUCCGGGUCCAGGAGGAUCGCCGGGUCUGCCAUGGAAUCCUUGUGACAUAUAGUAUUGAUAGUGUCAUCAAAGACAUCAAGAAGUUCUUGGCUGAGACCCAGUCAGAGAUUAUUAUCCUGGAGAUCCGCACUGAGUUUGGACACCAAGACCCACCUGAAUUCGAGAAGUACUUGGAGGAUCAGCUUGGCGAGUUUCUAAUCCACCAGGAUGAUCGUGUGUUCGGAAAGACAAUUGCAGAACUGUUGCCAAAGAGAAUUAUCUGUGUAUGGAAGCCAAGGAAGUCACCUCAACCGAAGGCAGGAGGGCCAUUAUGGAAUGCAGGGCACCUGAAAGAUAACUGGAUCGACACAGAUUUACCGUCCACAAAAUUUGAUAGCAACAUAAAGCAUUUGAGCGAGCAAGCACCUGUUACAUCCAGGAAAUUCUUUUACAGGGUCGAGAAUACAGUUACUCCACAGGCAGAUAACCCAGUCUUGUGUGUCAAACCUGUGACAAGGCGGAUCCAUGGAUAUGCUAGGCUUUUCAUAGCUAAAUGUGUCUCUCAAGGUUGUGCUGAUCGGCUGCAGAUCUUCUCAACAGAUUUUAUUGAUGAGGAUUUCGUUGAUGCAUGUGUUGGGUUGACAUAUGCAAGAAUAGAAGGGAAGGCCUGAAGAUAUUGCAGUGCUGUGUUUUUCUUCGCCUUGUUCAUUUUCUAGAAUCUCCCCUGUAGAAAGCAGUUUCCUUCCUUUCUGUUUUCAGCAGUUGUUCUGUGAAUUUGUUUGCUGUUGCACAAAUUUGUUCGCUUGCAAGAUAGGAUGUGUAGAGAUUCAUCAUAUGUAUUAAAGGGUGAGAGCACGUUUGUUUUGAAUAAAUCUUGUGUUAAUCUC